This is a messenger RNA of Pezoporus flaviventris, 6931 nucleotides long. RefSeq names its product tubulin folding cofactor E like (gene TBCEL). The record is from RefSeq and is a predicted model, not a curated record. Gene Ontology annotation, biological process: protein folding. The transcript is spliced from 8 exons. The coding region runs from base 1853 to 3127 and encodes 424 amino acids. NCBI's taxonomy places the organism in Eukaryota, Metazoa, Chordata, Aves, Psittaciformes, Psittacidae. Gene Ontology annotation, molecular function: alpha-tubulin binding.
GCUGUCAAUGCAAAUUGUUCCUGUAGCAUGCAGAAUGGUGUAGCAGGAAACUAAAUGCCUUGUUCCUAAUGCAAACUUUGAUUUCCUUCUUGAUUCUAGAUAAUCUAGUGACAGGAGGUUCAGUUUGAGAUACACAUCAGCCAAGUUGUUGAGGGCUGCAAAAGGUGUGUUUGUUUUGUUGGGGUAUUUUAAGUAAGACCAAUCCUUUAAGUCCCUAUUUGUGACAUGUGAACUUGUUAUAUAAUAUAACAAUUACAACAGGCUUCAGUCAGCUUGCUUCCUGUUAUAGUGAAGUCCUUUGUGACAGAAGUACCUUAGUCUGUUUAUGAAGAAGCAGUUUGUUAAGCAGCCGAUUCUCAGCAAAGGGAACCUGAACCUCAGUUAAAUCCCUUCUGCUCAGGAUUUUCUCUCUCUCCUUUCCUGUAAUAAAGCUAAAGGAAAGUUUAUGGCAGCAGGCACAAACUUUAAUGCAGUGUUGGUUAGCAACAUCACUUUCAACAUGCAUGUGGCCCCAACAGGAACUCAGAAGUAAGGAUUUCCACCUGGAGGUGCAGGUUUAUGUGCAUAACAUAUGUAUCUUUGUGAGCUGGGUUUUGCUGCUAUACUGGAAAUGUAAUGAUGCAGUUCUUAGUAAAAAUGCUGCUCCAUGACUAAUGGUACCCUGUAGGAAACCUGCAGUUGAAUCCAUGCCUUGUAUUAGAACCCGUGAAUGUGGAUCUCUGCUCCGUGUCCAUGGCUGGUAGCAGGCACUGCUUCGGACUACACAGCCUGUGUGAAACCUGGGAGCAAUGUGGUUCUCUUGGUGCAUGUAUCAAGCUAAAUUCCUUCAUUAUCCAGACAACUAUACAAUGUCAAGGUCAGCCUAUGUGCAGGAAAGUAGGACAGAUAAGCUUAGUUCCACCUAGGGUACAGCAGAACGCCGACCAUCACGGUGUCUUUGUGCCAAAUAUACUUCCAGCUGACACUCAGUAUCUUUCCGGGCAGCCUGCAGUGUGGUGAGUCCUUUUUCCUGUGCUGUUCUGUGACAGACACAGAUAUGAAGGGCACGUUUAUCUUCCAGAUACAUUAAGCAGCUGCAAAAUUGAAUUGGCAAAACUGGCUUUUUGGACUGGCCAAAUGAUGUGCUCAUACGUGCUCGAGAGUGUUUCGUGACACAGCAGUUGCGCUCUAAUCAGAACAGGUUUGCAAGCAGGAUGGGAGGGCUGUAGUUCAUUGCCAGUGUCAGAGAAGAAAUGAUGAUGCUUCUUAUGAGGCCAAAGCUUGCUUUGAAUGGGCCGCUGCUGUCGAGGAGGGUGAGAGCCCUGAGUAAGCUUACCAUCAAACUCAAGUAGUUCCAUGACACCCAGUGAGCCAGCUGAUGGAAGUCUUGCUAUCAGAGCGUUAGGCUCCAAGCUCUUUACACCGUUGUACUGAUAUUACAAAAGCAAACCAUAACCUGCUUUGCAGAGUGUUUCUUUAUGGGCAGUUAGAGAAGUGUGGAUCCUUUUUGCCUUUCUUUUUUUCCCCCAUUCAAAAAGCUGAUCCUGACAGAAAGUCCUGAGUUAAAGACAAGGGUGAAAACACUUAUUUGAGCAGUCUUUUACCCAGAAACAGCUUCUUGCUCUUUCCCCUUCUUGCUGCCCUGGAAAUGUGCUUGAAGAUAUCUGUGAGUAUCACACAGCCCUCUUGGCAGGUACAGAAAUCAUGUUUUGCAGCCUGGGGCACAUUGGCAAUUGUCCUGUAAGAGCAUGUGGGACAAGGAGGUCUCAUACUUAGCCUGUUGUGAUAUGAUUGAAAGCACAUUUGUGUAGCUUGGACCCUCUGCUUGGUUUUGGUUUCAUCUCAGUGCUAACCAGAAGUCCAAGAAGGGAGCAUGGACCAGCCCAGUGGAAGGAGUUUCAUGCAAGUUCUUUGUGAGAAAUACAGCCCUGAGAACUUCCCAUAUCGUCGUGGACCUGGUAUGGGGGUGCAUGUCCCAGCAACUCCACAGGGUUCACCUAUGAAAGAUCGCCUCAACCUUCCGAGCGUGCUGGUACUGAACAGCUGUGGCAUAACCUGUGCAGGGGAUGAGAAUGAAAUCGCUGCCUUCUGUGCUCAUGUGUCUGAGCUAGAUCUUUCUGACAAUAAACUGGAAGACUGGCAUGAGGUCAGUAAAAUUGUGUCCAACGUUCCCCACUUGGAGUUUCUAAACUUGAGUUCCAACCCUCUCAGUUUGUCCGUUUUAGAGCGAAGGUGUGCUGGCUCUUUCGCUGGGGUUCGCAAACUUGUGCUCAACAACAGCAAAGCUUCCUGGGAGACAGUCCACACAAUCCUGCAGGAAUUACCAGACUUGGAGGAGCUCUUUCUGUGCCUUAAUGACUAUGAAACAGUGUCUUGUUCUCCAGUUUGCUGUCAGUCUCUCAAAUUACUCCACAUAACUGAUAACAAUCUUCAAGACUGGACUGAAAUUCGAAAACUGGGAAUUAUGUUUCCAUCACUGGACACGCUUAUCCUGGCUAACAACAACCUCACAACCAUUGAAGAGUCAGAGGAUUCCCUAGCAAGGCUGUUCCCCAACCUGCGAUCCAUCAAUUUGCACAAGUCAGGUCUGCAUUGCUGGGAAGACAUUGACAAGUUAAAUUCUUUUCCCAAGCUCGAGGAAGUGAAAUUGCUAGGAAUCCCUUUGCUGCAGUCCUACACCACUGAGGAGCGCAGGAAGCUGCUAAUAGCCAGGUUGCCGUCUAUCGUCAAGCUCAACGGAAGCAUCGUUGCCGAUGGGGAGCGAGAGGACUCGGAGCGAUUCUUCAUCCGGUAUUACAUGGAAUUCCCAGAGGAGGAAGUCCCGUUCAGGUAUCACGAGCUGGUCACGAAGUAUGGGAAGCUGGAGCCCUUGGCAGUGGUGGAUCUUCGGCCCCAGAGCAGCGUGAAGGUGGAGAUUCACUUCCAGGAUAAGGUGGAAGAGAUGUCCAUCCGUCUGGAUCAGACUGUGGCAGAAUUGAAGAAGCACUUAAAAACUGUCGUGCAGUUGUCAACAAGCAACAUGCUGCUCUUCUACUUGGACCAGGAAGCUCCCUUUGGUCCCGAGGAGAUGAAAUACAGCUCGCGAGCACUGCAUUCCUACGGCAUUCGGGAUGGAGAUAAAAUUUACGUGGAGCCCAGAAUGAAAUAGCCUCUUUUCGGGUGCACACACAUGCCCCCCCACACCCACACACAUGCAUUAAGGAGUUUUGGCAAGGUUUUUGUUUCGGUUGGUUGGUUGAGGUUUGGUUGUGUUUCUUUAGCAGGUGAUUUCUUAGCCCGGAGGACGUGCCCUGAUCUGAAAACCAUGCCUGCCAUCCACUGCAGGUGACCUUGAGGUGACAGUUGACUUCAGUGCGUGUGUUUCAGUGUGUGCAAUACCUUGAUGUUUCCUUUGAUGCUCCGGUAUACUCGUGAUUUGGCAUGAAUGGUCACUUCUUCAAGCUAAAGGGUGCUAGGGUCCAUAAGGGAGACGACAGCUCGGUGCAGAAUUUGACCUGUUGUCUUCUCUGUCUAAAUUGUUAGGGUUUGGGCUCCACCAGAGCACCCUAUGGCCUAGCUAUCCAACUGUGGCUCGAGCUUGCUCAAGUAUUUGUUUGCAGCUAGGUGCUGUCUCAACCUUUUGUUACGCUCGAGUUCAGUGACAAGAUCUAAAACAGUAUUCCGCUUGAUUCAGAGCUCAGGUACUUAGUGCAUCCACUUAAUUCCACUGGUUUGGGUUAGAUGAGUGCACGAAAUGGGGGAAAGAAAGCGACCCUUAUUAGAAAGAAACAAUUUAUUUUCAAAAUGCAGGCUUUAUAUCCAUACUGUCCUGAUUUUUUUGGUGGGGAAAAAAAGAAGUAUUGAUUUCUCUCCUGGGAGAGAGUUAGGGGAAAGUUGAAGUUUGUGUUUGUUGCUGUUGCACCAGAAAUGAAACCUAGCACUUUCCCCCCAGGGGUUCCUAGCUGCGGGGUCCCAGCUAAGGGUCUGAACUAGGAGAAUGUGUUGGCUCAGAUCAGUUUCUAGAAGAUGAGUAGCAAAACUUUAUUGUAAAGCAGGUUUUCACUCUCUCUGUUGGCUUCCCCCCUACACGCACCUCGUAGGCAUCGCAGGCUGCUGCUUAAAUUAGUCUCCAUUUUCUACUGCAGAGCAGAUUCCCUUUAUUGUGUAAUGAGAUCCUCCUUCCUUUAUCUCUCUUAUGCCCCUUGUUCCUCUGCCCCCUUGACAAGUUGAAGACCUUUUAGAUGGCCUCCUCAUAAACAGCUACAUGCAAGUUUUUGAAGCUGUGCAGUGAGGGCUCUAGUUACAUGUGAACUUCUGACCUGAAUGUUGAAACACUCCCUUCUCCCCAUGUGCACUUUCUUUCCCAUAAUGCUUUUGUCCAUAUCACCAAGCUCCUUUUAUAUUCUUGGAGUUGUGUAUUUCUCUUCAUAUUUUACCUAGAUCGUAGGGUGGGGUAGGAUGGGGAGGGGAACAAGUAUUAUCUCAUAGUCUUCAGGUCGGGGAUGUGGGGACCAGCCAGAGCGGAGUAGUUCUGCGUCCAGAGGAAUGAUUAAAAAUGGGAGGAUUUAAGACAAGUUACUAAUUUGUGCCUCAUCUCCCUGCCAAAAAUGUCAUUUACCUGGCCCUGUUGAGAUGAGCAAUAGGAAAUGGAGCAAGACUCAUCAUUAGUAGCGUAGAGGCUGCGGCACGUACCUGCGGAGCUGUGGUACCCAUAAAACAAAAGAGCAGGGAGAUGGUGGCAGUGUAACAUAAGAUGAUGCUUUUAUAAGCUAGAGCUUUACUGAAGAUGUAUUUUCCAUUUGGGCAGUGAAAGGCAUUUGCUGCCUUAUAGCAGAACUCUUAAGCCAACACUUCUGUAUGAUAUAUACAUACAUAGGCAUAGGAAAAGUUGUGUUUAAUAAGAUAUUUUGUUAUAAAGCAAAGUUUUAUGAAGAUAUGGUUGUUUAAUAUUAGAAGCCUAUUUCUCCCCUUGACCUCCAGUUUAAGUAGGUUAUCUCUCAGUCGCUGCAAUGUCAGAGGUAAGCUACCGAUGAGGAUGCAAAAGUGUCUCUGGCCUAGUUCUAUAGAGCAGUAAUUACCUAUAUGGGUAUGUUUAUGGCAUUGUAACUGGUAUUAAUGAGAUGCUGUACUGUUGACCAACAUCCUCAACACAAUUAAAUGUCUCGGUUUCAGAAAAGGAAGUAAACACCAUUAAAGAGUGGAAUGGGAUGUUAAAGAAGUGCCAAGUAUGUGCUUUGACUUUUGUUCACCCACAGUUUAGCCAGUCUGUGGAGGGAACAGUGCUGUCACUGUGCCACCUUGGAAAAGUCAGUACAUCAUGCUUUUAUUUACGGUGGACCCGGUGGGGAGAGGAAGGUGGAAAGGAGAACACCUACAGGUAUACAAGGUGACAAGUGCCAUGGAGCUGACAGGGGUUUGGUGCUAGCACCCAAACCUGCUCCCCUGGUUUGUUCAGGUCAGUAAGUCAUAGUAUGAAUACCACUGCCUUGUUGCUUUGUUAGGGGAAGGUUGUUUUGGGAUGAUGUUCUGAAGCAGUUCACAUUCUGUGUGGCUAGCAGAGCACUUGUGGGCUGGAAACCAACGAUCCUGGUUUGCUUCCCACAGACAAAGAGUCGUGUCCAAAUCCAGGGACAGUUUAUGUGUCCAGAUGGUUGACUUCGAAAAGUAGGGCCAAAUGGCAUGCAGCUGAUGUGGCAAAAUACCCCAGGUCGGCUUGCUUUCCUUUUGUAAUGCCUUCUGGGCAAAGGUCUUGUAUGUGUGCCAUGUAACCACUAAAGAGGGGACAGUGUCAGUGGGAGAGAGGGAGGCCUCUGAGCGAGAGAGGAGAUUUAGGGCUGAGGAUGGGUGCCAAGAAUCUGUGAGGGUCCUGAGCUAGCAGGAGGCUUGAUUUAAAUCAGUGCGAUGUCCUGAGGGGCUGUGACCUGGUGGUGUUGGCGUAUCCCUGCUUUAGGAAGAGGUCCCUGGAUCUAUAUUACACAAUAGAUUUGCAGGCUUCUCUAGCUUUUGUUUCCUUCUAUCCGAGGGCUACUUUUGUCGAGAACUGUUUUGUUGUUUGUGCUGGUUCAUGCAUAGCGGUGGGCAAAGCACCUGCUUCGGAAGGAAUUAGGUGACAGCUAUAUACCAAAGUGUCGCACGGCUCCUUGUGUUGAGAUGAGAUGCUGUGCUGUUGUGUUUUUUGGAUACAUUCCUAUUGACUAUCCAUGUUUUGACCAGAUGUUUCAUGCAGAUCGCUUAACCGGCGAUGUGAUGAAUAUGCAUGGCGUGACGACUGUCCUCUGCUUCCUCGCUGGGAUUUGUAACCCCCAUUACUGGGAGUUGCGCACAUUCCGGUGGCAGAUAAUUGUGUGGCCCGUGGUGGCUCAGAGGAACUGAGCCUAAUGGUGCUCGUUGCUUCUGGGGAUAGGCUCUUGGUUUGCCCUCGCCUCCUCGGGUCUGUAAUCUGAUGAAGGCGACUUGGCGGCUCUGCCUCCGUCGGUUGCUGUUCUUGCUUGUAAAUGAGAUUCUGUAGGUUCUGUUCGUGUAUGGAGUUGAAAAUGCAAACGAGGUGCUGAAAGCAGCCCAGAGGCUGAAAUAUGUAUUCCUGGCAGCUGUGCCUCCCUCAUUUGAAUGUGGCACUUCUGUAGGCGGUAGAGAGACGCCUUCCCCAGAGCAGCGUUCGAAGGGCUUUAGCCAUCUCGGGCCUUUGCCUCUGUGAUUGCUUUUCUGCAGUUACUGGAAACUUGAGCUGUAAUUUCAAUGUGAAGGUCUAUUCUUGCUCCCUAUUAAUGAUGCAUCCAUAUGUAAUUUUAAAGAAAAAGGAAGAACUCUUAAGUCCAGCUUGUUUUUUACUCUGGUUUCUCUCACAGGGGAUAUACUUCCUGCUCCCACAGUUUGCCUUUGGUUUGCUCGCAGACUUAGCAGUGGAAUUCAGGCCAAAUAGGUAAUUGGUUUGGAUCAGUUCAAUAAACUUAUGUAAGUUUUUACACAAAACAAA